UAUCUGCUAAUUCAAGUGCGUCGUUCACAAAACCUACCACGGUACAAUCACCCGGAUAUGCUUGCACACAUUCUAUGACGGGUGCAUCACAGCAGCUGUAACUCACUACGUUCCCUAUCGAUCAGUCCCCACUUCACUCGACGACUUAUUACCAGCAAAUUCAAUCGUGAAACGCAUGAGAGGGGUAGGUGGCAGAACGUACGCGGAAUCUUCACAUACCCCGCCUCAGCUUGUGGAUCGACAUUAUAGAAUGCCCAUACCAAAUUUUAGGAUGUCCGCAGACAAUUCUAUAGGCCACUAUUGUCUGCUCAUAUCAAGCACGUGCAGCGCAACAAGCUCAUCUUUCGGAACAACAUCGGUCGGACCUGGCAGUGAUCAUGACGACCACCUUCGUCCCGCGAAGCGUCCAGAUGCUGACACGACAAAUCCCUGGCCAGGUUUUUGUUCACUGGCAGUACCAGUUACUAUCCGUGAAGAUGUGCAGAAACUGGCAGCUCUGAUACGGCUGUUGGUAACCGUGGGCCUCGACGAAGAGAAGGCAGAAUCAGACCAUUCUCCUGGAUCAAACUUUGAAAACGAGCUAGUCACCGUAACAUCUACCGAGCAGUACACCCUGCCAAAUCUACCGGAAACAUGUCAUGGUUCCCCUCAAGAUGCGUCUUGCACUUGUCGCAUUUCUCCGCUCGUUGCUACUGGGACAAAAUGCGUCAAAGGUUAUCCUAUUCCUUGCAGACUUCGUGGAUUUUCACUAGCAUUUGCUAGGCGAUUCAACUUACUUGCACGUAACAGUUAUGCCUAGCUAUGUUCUCCUGUCGGUUGCGUCAACGCCGGUUCCAGCUUCAGUGACUGGUUGGAAGUGAGCCUGAAGUGACUCGGCCAUCGUGUGCUCUCCUCGUUCCGGUCGUCUGACCAUUGCAAGCUCACGAGAAAUCAAGUUGAUGGGCCAUGCAUAGCUUCCAUUCCAUCGAUGUAGUUUUCUCUAU
Suillus subalutaceus is the source of this 983-nucleotide messenger RNA. RefSeq lists its product as uncharacterized. The record is from RefSeq and is a predicted model, not a curated record. Bases 176 to 799 code for a protein of 207 amino acids. NCBI's taxonomy places the organism in Eukaryota, Fungi, Basidiomycota, Agaricomycetes, Boletales, Suillaceae. The transcript is spliced from 3 exons.